Cephus cinctus (wheat stem sawfly) is the source of this 8266-nucleotide messenger RNA. RefSeq lists its product as uncharacterized. Gene Ontology annotation, cellular component: plasma membrane. The coding region runs from base 2003 to 4573 and encodes 856 amino acids. NCBI's taxonomy places the organism in Eukaryota, Metazoa, Arthropoda, Insecta, Hymenoptera, Cephidae. The transcript has 18 exons. The record is from RefSeq and is a predicted model, not a curated record.
CCAUUUUAAAGUUCAUCGGCACAUAUUUAUCGAAUAAAGUUGAUUAGGAAUUACGUGCCAAAGUGUUGUAUCGAAAUGAGUGUAUUCACGUGAAAAAGUAAUGUAAAAGGGACAAUAAUUGAUAAAUCUAUAAAUUUUACGCUUGAAGCUCACAGCACGUUACAACCAUUUAUCGUAUUUUAACAUGCACGUUAAUAUGACUGAAAAAUGGAAAAACGAAGGUGGCGUUACCAAAAAAAAAUAUUUUAGUAGAAGAUAGUGGUACAAUAGGAAUGCGACAUUGUGCACGUUGCUAUACACCGACGUGAAUGUUAACCAAGUAUAAAUUACGCAGGUCCGCCAUUAUCGGAUAUCCAUUAAAAUACUCGAGCCCCAUAAGCUGCUACGAAUCAGUGUCAAAAUGUGCUAACACGGCAAUAUCGAGUUAAAAUCAAGUGACAGUAUACUUGUGAUACUCGAAACCGGAAGUGCUCAUCACUGAAUUCAAUUUUCAAUUGUGGAUUUUAUAUAAACGAGACAAGUUUUGGACGUGUUGUCUGUGCGAAGUUAAAACUGACACUGUAAUAUCAUAAAGGAUUAAACGGAUUGACGAUAUUUUGAUUAAUCGAUAAAUCGAUAAUACCAAGGGACGUGCAUCUACACGUAGAUUUAUUCGUGACAAUCGACUGGUGAUAUCGAUCAGAGUCAUUGACCUGAUAUAAAAAUUGGAAAUUCCUUCUCAAAGAGGUCGUCCCGGUUACGUGAGAUACGACUUUAGUCUCGAUACGUGAGAAACUGAAGAUUGCGGUAGUGGCUGUAUCAAGGACUAAGUAUAUGGGAUGGAACGACGUGGCAGGAGGAGAGCAGGAAACUGUUGAAGAUAAAGAAGAUGAGGGUAGAAAGAACGAGGGAAAAAGUUUCUUGUUAUUGUUAAGAGAAAGAGACUAGAGACCAGUGACUAAGAGCAAGGGUAUGAAAUAACCAUGUAUCACGAGAAGUGGUCACUGCCUGCCAAAUUCUUCUCGUGAAUUCGUGUUUCUCCUUGUUCCAGAGGAGAAGAAUUUUCUUAAAGUCGAAAGACGAGAGCUGUGAUCAGUUUAGCGAAAGGUAAUUAGUAAGAGGAGAAAGAAGGUAUACAAGAAAACCUUAAGAAGAAACUAUCGAGAUAAAGAGAAACAAGAGUAAGCAAGAGAGUUCAGUGCUUUCAGAAAAAUGAACUCCUCGAGACUCGACAGGGGUCAGCGUAAGAGAGACAGAGAGCGAGCGAGCGAGAAAGAGUAAAGUAGAGAGUGGUGCAAGCGGGAAAAAGAAAAUGGACUUGGUACUGUGAAUUUUAAAGGCACGAGAACACUGCCAGAUAACACAAACGACCUGGGUCGACCUGUUGGACAAAGAUACAGGAAAAAUAUUCAUAAGGAAUUUUCACGCCUACUUAAGCACUUAACUCCUUCUAGUACAGAGGAAUAGGGAGUAAAGAGAUAAGCAAAAGUAACGGAAUUUUUCCAACGUACGGAGUGCUUGGCAAGUGGAAAAAUAUGGAGGAAGGCUUUAGAAAAAGGAUAAUAAUCAUCAAAUUGGGAAAAGACUCAAGAGGCAAGCUUUCGAGGAUCUCUUAAAUUUACUAGUAAAAGCAAGAUCAUUGGAUUCAUCAGUUCAAGUACCAACCGACGAAAAAACUAUCGUCCUUUCUCACCGACUUAUUAAUAAAGAACUGACUUCCCUUUAAUCUCAAACGUCAAUGGUUCUUAAUUAUCUCUUCUUUACGUAAGAACCUGUUCAACCGACCUUUUCAAGCGAGUGAGAACUUAUUCAAACGGACUUAUCCAUGUUUAUUGAAAGCUAUCAGUCACUGUUUUAAUUAGAAUAUAAAGAAAAAAGAUCAUUACGUCCAAUUCAGUGUAAUCAUAUUGUAGGCAGUAUAAGCGUAGCCUCUGACAAAGCUUACCUACGACUCGUGGUCAAGGAAGUUCAGUGAAGAUGAUCGUGAGACACGGGACUGUCUAAAAGAGGGAAAAAAGUGGCAAUGGUGGCUGUCGGUGCAAUGAGUGUCGUGCUGCGGGGAUUAUGUUUUAGUGUAGUGUUAUUUGCUGGAUGUCCCUACGCGUACUCCCAGCUGCCAUGGACGCCGAUUUACGUGGGACAGAGCCAAGUGGACCUGUGGACGCGAAGUGCGACGGGUUGUCCCUGCAAUUUCAACACAUCCAGCAACGAUUGCGCUUGCUGCGUUCCGUCGGGUGGCUGCAGCUGCGGAGAAGCCUUGCCAAGCAGAUGCGCCCAAUGUGGCUUGGAUCAACAUUGCACCAACAUGUGCAAUAUUACGUUGGACGGCAAGCAGCUCUUCAGCAAAUCCGGUCGUGGAUUUGGACAAAUAAAAUCGCCAUACCUGGAGGGUCCUACUAAGUGUACCUACAAAUUUAUACCGGACGUCGGACAACGAGUGGAGUUGCAGAUUUAUCGGCUGCUGUCCAUAGGGAGGCAUAACGGAACUGCGUGCGAGGGCGGUUGGCUCGAACUGGAGGGUGGAGCACGAGUCUGCGGACGGAACGAACGAUUCGAUCGACCUGUGGUGCUUUUCUCGGACAAAUCGGUCGCCAUCUUGCACAUGCAGAUAAACGAGAACACAACGAGGUCCCAGUUUCUCGCGUACUUCAGCUUCGCAUCGAAUGCCAGUUCCUCUGUCGGUUUGCCGGCGAGAGGCGGAAAGCCCGUUAGCAAUGAAGUUUGCGAUUGGGAAUACGACGAGAAGAGCUGCAGAAAAGGUUGCAUCCUGACAAGUCCCGGAUAUCCUGGACUAUAUCCUCCAAACACAAGAUGUCGAUAUCGCAUCACAUCCAGUCCACGAGUAACCGUCAACCUGAACUUUACCUCAGUUCUACUGUCACACAACCACUGCACCAGCGAUUACAUUGCCGUCUACGAGGGUCGAGAAACUACAAGUUCGCUCCUAAAGAUGCUCUGCGGAAAUGACAGAACGAAUGUCGUCCACGUCGGUUCACAGCUUUUGGUGGAAUUCAGAUCCGGACCGGAAGUACCACCCUUCAACUAUAACGGUUUCGUAGCUACUCUCAGUUUCGUUGAAAUUACGACAGAAGCGCCAACGACAGUCACCAUGGAGAGUACCAGUAAAACACUCGAGAUGAUAAGAUCGCCCAGCAGGAGCAGUCAUAACGGUCGUUACAAUCACCGCGAUCUUCAUGAUCAUCGCAAGGAUCAGGGAUCGGCCAGCUGUGAUCUUGUCGUUAGCGGAAAUGAGAUCAGGUCUGGUCAUCACGACACAAGGGGUAAACUCAAGUCCACGGUUUGCCGUCUCAAUCUACGUGGACGUGCUUACGACACAGUACAUGUCUCCAUCACUAGUUACAAUCUGAGUCCCGUCGCCUGUAAAUCAAUGGUAGAGAUUUUCGACGGAAAUCUCGAAGCCAGGAUGAUCGGCUCAGCCAAGUCACUCAAAAGAAUUUGCAGUCCCGCUGAAAGGCUUCCGCGCGCACUCGUGCCAGUCUCUAAGUAUAUUGAACCCGAACGUUACUCCUCGACUGGAAGAGAUAUGACGGUUAUUCUUCAACGAUCCUCGGACAGUCCAGCGGACGAGGAAUACAUGGACGUCUCGUAUUAUUUUCACGACGAAAGGGAAGAAGGUACUCAGCAACCAGCCAGUGUCUGCGACGUUGAAUACUACGGUUUGAGUUCUCCACCGGAAGGCACAGUGAUACAUCCGGAACCGCAUAAACUGCUCACGUCACAGGGGCCUGUAAAAUGCCGACAACACUUUAUACCAGCUGCUAAUCAGUCGAUUAAUAUCACGGUCGAGAGCAGCACGAAGCAAGCAUCAAGCAAUUCCUGUUAUACAAAAUGCGGCGACAGCGGCUGUCAAUGCGUUACGAAAAAUCGUCUUGAUGAAUUGGAUCAUCUUCUUUUGGUAUCAGAAACCGGCUACGUCGUCAGCUGUUUUUGUGGAAACUAUCAAGAAUGGCUACCGGUUGGUGUUAGAAGUUGGACGCCAGUUUACAUAGAAUGGUCCAGGUUCUCGAACGCCGGUCUCAACUUCAAGGCUGCAUACAAAUUUUCCGAGGAUCCAUACUGCGGCGAUCAUACUACGAAGAAACCGGAGGGGGAAGUAACUGGGGGUAAUUUGGCCAGUGGAGAAAUAAAAUUAAAUCAGUACUACCAACAGAAAUGUACAUGGAUUUUGGACUCGUCGAUGGAUCGACAGUUGACUAUUGAAGUGAAGUCCUCGCAAAGUCGACCAUGUGCUGCAUGGAAUCUGACGAUACACGAGUACAGUAAGAACGGUGACCCGGCGGGACCGAAACUGUACACCUUCUGUUCACGAGAUCAGCACAAAAAUUUUACCCUCGACUGGAAGAUGAAUACUGCUGUAGUCAGAUUGCAAGCACUGAGCAGAACGCCACCUCAGUAUACAAUGAAGUGGAGGAGUGAUUUCGUCACAGCCAACACCAGGAAGAGUGGUCCAUCGCCAGCUCCCAAUCACGUCACAGGAUCUUCAAGUAACAUUCAUGAUCGUCAUAAUCAUCGAUACUGUGCAUUCUCGUUAACGAUUCCAUGGUGGAUCCUGAUGACAUUCCUACGACUUUAAGUCGCUUUUCUGUUCCUGAAAAGAAGUCCGUGCCCGUGUGUAUAUAAUAAUUAUGCAAAAGGAACUCACUGGAGGAUUAUCGAAUUUAUAAAAAAAUGUCAUCGAACAGUUUAUACGAAUCAUUAGCCUCCAUCGUAUAUUUAAGAAUAUCGAUGACGGCAGCGUACUGUGUUUCUCUCUUCGUUGAUAAUACAUGUAUAAAUUGAUACCGGCAAUUUAUAUGUAUCGAUGACUAUUGAAAGCACGAUUAAAGUUUCAAUACUUUUUAAUCAGUCGUCGUCGAUCCUCGAUGCACGUGGAAAUGAAUUGUUCUCUAAAUGGUGGAUCACUUUUAACGCAAACCCCCCCCCCCAUGCUGUAUAUAUUAUAUAUAAAAAUGAAAUUUAACCCUUUGUCGGGAAUACAAAAGUUUCGAACUUUGGAAAUACUCGGCAUCGUUCUAACGUAACGCCGUCGGUGCGGUCGAAUGGAAUUUAGCCAGUGUACAUAAACACAGUAGGCUAGUAGGGACUUGUACAGAAUACAAUGAUUAACUGAUAAACGAAUAAGGAAUUAUUGUAAAAUAUCUAUACAACUACAUUCAAGAUACACGAGUAACGAUGGAAGAUGUAUUUUAAAAAACGAGCUUCGUGUGUCCAAGUGACACCUCUCGAACUAUGCGUUAAAUGUUCAACGAUUAUACAUAAUUAUAUCAUAAAAAUUAUCCUAAGGGUUACAUUAAAAUCUUUGAGCAUUCCGAAAUACCUGAACUGACAAUUCUAAUGUUGAUCAGAUCGUCUUUACGGUUUUUCAUAAUACACGCAGCUCAUGAGUUUUGACUUUUGUGUACUGGGAAUGAAUAUUUUCAUGGAUAAUCGUUGUGAACAACUAACUAUAUUGUUAAUUACCACACCGUUACCACUAGACUCUAACUAUUUAAUGUACGUACCUACUAUUACUAACUACAAAGUGAAGCAGACUAACAAUACCUUCGAAUAACGGUUAAACUUAAACAAAAAAAAAGACUAAAGUCACACACAUGUCACGUACCAAUAUAUGUAAUAGGAAAAUUAACCGGUUGAAAAUUUAGAAACAACCAAAAAUCAUUUCAUACUGGAAACUUGCGAAUCUUCAAUGGCAAACAGGAAUCGAUUUUGUCAAAGAACAGAACAAGUAUAAAUGAGAGCUUGUGUUUAUGAAGUCUUUUGUAUUCAACAAGCUUCAUUGAUAUGGGAUAAAUAAAUAGCACAAUGUUUAUGCUAAGAAUUCCUGUAAUGUACACCACUCGACAGCUAAUUAAUGGUCCUCAUUAAAUUCCCGACUAUACAUGAAAAAAAAAGACGCUUUACACGAAAAAAGGACGAUUCCCUCUCGCCAUUCAUUCGCAUUUGCGAUAAAAAGAAGAAAAAAACGGUGCUAAAAGUCCAUAUAAAAAGCAGACAGCAUUUUCGGUGCAUUUUGCAAGAAAAAAAAUUUAUUUAUCCUUACUACUUGGUGAGCUUGCGAUGAAGUGCUGCAUGUUCAUUGUAAAUUGUUCUUGCGAACGGUGACGUGGUUCAAUAAAUGAGAAUCAAUAGAUAAUGACAUAUCAACCACGUAUCGUUGAUAAUAUGCAUACAACGAAUUGCAAUGCACGUGCUAUGUUGAUAUCUUCAAGUUAUGAAUGUUAUAAUACUUUUGUUAAAAUCUAAUUAUCUGAUACAGCUUGUAUUAUUUUUUUUAACGAUACCAACGAAUCAGAUAUUUAAGAAUGCGAUAAAACUAUUAAUGUAUGGAAUUGUCUUUAACUGAGCUUAUAGCAACGUCCAUUUAUUUUCUGGUUUGCAUUCAGCAUAUGCUUUACAGGUAUACUGAAUUCUUUAUAACGAUGAAAGCUUUUUUUUCUCUUCAAACUAAAGCUGUACCCAAUAUUGGAAAGGUAAAAGUCGAGAGUAUGAACCUUAACAUAGAAAAAUGGCAUCUGUAAAAAUGACCCAAUUCAUAGUGAAUAAAGCAGCAAUCUUUACAGAGUAUAAGGAUAUUCAUAUGCUCUCCUGCUUGACCUCAUCAGAACAAAGAUGAAAGUCUUCAGUUUAAUUAAUGGAGCUAAGCGAAUAAAAUGGCUUUCACAGUGUGAUGUCAAAUAACGAAAUGAGAAAUUUAAAAAAUUGUUUGAAUAGAAUGGCAUCAAUGUAUCAAGUUGGUACAGUGUUGUUUUUUUCAAAGGCCAUGUAUCGGUUAUAGCAUCUCUUGAAAUUCCAAUGAAUCAUAGAUAUUGACAACUUUUGACUGAUAAUUGUACUACAAGUUAAACAGAAAUAUCAAAAGACAAGUCAUUACGCAACCAAAUAAAUCUAUGUAUACAAAGAAUUCUCACGUAUUAUACAUUUUGGAAAUAUUUAUGAUUUUAUACCUCUUCGCUAGGUAGUAACUAUUACUUUCACUACUGGUAACUUCUCAGGUAAAGUAUGAGAAUUGAUGCUAUGUCGUCAGACAGCCUUAACCAUAUCAUUUCACUGUAUCGCAUGAAUUAUAAUAAACAGAAGUAUAAUACAAUGAGUGAGAAUUAAUUGUAUAAUGGCUAUGGCCUAUAAUUUUUACUUGCCAGGCACUCAAAAAACAAUAUGCCAAUUGGAUACAUUGCCACUUUGACACUUUACCUACAGAAAAGAAUACAUGUUACAUGUACUAGUCGUGUAUAUCUAAGUCACAAUAAAUAGUCAAUUGUUUCAUAUAAACUAUAAAUAAAUUAAAAAUAAAUAUUAACAUAGUCUUACUCUCCCGAGAAUCGAGUGAUAAUUUGUUAUUCGAUAAUCAGUGAAAUAUAGCGCCAUUGACGAAAAAUCCCUUGAAAUAUGCAGAUUAAUUAGAUUAAUUAAAGUACGAUAUAGAAUGAAUCGCUCAAAAAAUAUCUCGCGAUAUCCGAAUAAGACCAUUUUCAGCAUAUUCCCCAACGUUUUUCUACUGAGAAUCACGAGAGUACGAUUUUUCAUUCCAAACGUGGCAACAUGAAGUCGUGCAAAUUCCAAUACCUGUAAUACUCACCUCAUUAUUAUUAUUGACUUGCAACACAUGUUUGAAUAAGGGUAAUUCUAUCAUGAUGUUAAAAUGUUAAGAAAAAAAGAAUUGACUACGGCAAUUCAUUUGAUACAGUAUUUUGUAAUGAUAGUCCAAGUCGAAGUAACCGGUUACUCGAAUUUUCCACUUGAUUACUGACGCACACAAUUAUUUUUAAGUAACGCACCUAAUGGUCAACAUUUUCAAAGUUUCAAAUGAAUACUCGUACCGACCACUGUACAGAGAAUAAAAAUUAACACUGUCAAUAAACCCUGAAAGAAGAAACCUCAAGAAGAAUAGAAACAAUUGCGGAGAUUAUUCGUAAUAAGUAUAGAAAACCAACCGUGAACUAGCAAUAAAAGUAUUUACAAUCGAAUUCAUACGUUUAUCCAUAAUUUGUCGAUACACCGAGAAAUACAGGAAGAUCACGUAGGGUCCAACAUUGAUCAUCGAUCUUAUAGUCUUGUUCACAGUAAGAUUUCAGUUCCUAAUCUAUAUAUGAACUAAUCCAAGGAGCGAGCUUGAAGCUUCUAAAUAGUAAUCUGAAAAAUUCAAUACUGAUACAUCAUUUUAUAUUAUGGUUAUCUUUAAUUCGUCUCCCUGUUCAAUUUUUAAUUUAAGGAAAACAGAAUUUCCAAUUGUUAUAUAUUAUAUACGUGUUUUCAUUAAUGAUUUUAA